Selaginella moellendorffii is the source of this 4594-nucleotide messenger RNA. Its product is annotated as putative pentatricopeptide repeat-containing protein At5g59900. The record is from RefSeq and is a predicted model, not a curated record. The transcript is spliced from 4 exons. Gene Ontology annotation, molecular function: protein binding. The coding region runs from base 134 to 4579 and encodes 1481 amino acids. Lineage: Eukaryota; Viridiplantae; Streptophyta; Lycopodiopsida; Selaginellales; Selaginellaceae.
CGGAUCGUCCUCUCGAUGGAAUCCAUCGCGACGCGAGGAUUGCGAUCGGCGCCUUCGCAUUUCGUGCGAAUCGAACCAGCAUUCGCCCUGCCAGGGAUGAGACGCUGGCGCGCUUUAAGAAAAGAAGAGGAUCAUGUCCAUGGCGAUGGCUGCCGCCAAUCUGGAGCGAUCGAGCUUGGUGGCGACCACGGCAUUGCUCACGGUACGCGACUCGGUGAGCGCUCCUCGGACAUUCCGGCCGCACCAAGAUAGGCUCACAAUCCGGGAACACUUCGCGCUCUACAAGAAGAAUUCGCUGCGAAGAGUGGACAGAUGGGUGGGCAGUGACAGUCCAAUCUCUGUUCUAGAGAGGAUUGUCCAGGGUGCCAGUGACGAGCAGGCAUUGCGAGUGGCUCUGGACGAGUAUAGGGGACAAUUAUCUCCAGAGAUUGUCGGCAAGGUACUCCAGAGACUGAUCGAUCCAGGGGCCGCAUUGGUGUUCUUCGAAUGGGCCGAGACGAGAGAUGGCUACCAGCACGAGAUCUUUUGCUGCAAUUGCCUGCUCAACGUUCUCGUCAAGGCGCACCAGUAUAGCCAAGCUCACGAUUUGUUUCGGAGUAGAAUCGAGGGGCAGUGGGGCGGCGACACGGUCACUUACAGCACUUUGAUCAGUGGCUUCAUACGAGCAGGGAAGAUCUUGCCAGCCUACGAGCUCUUCGACGAGAUGAAUCGAAAGGGUCUCAAGGCUCACGCUGGAGUACACAAGAGCAUCCUCAGGGGUCUGUGCGAUGCCGGCCAGUGCUCGGACGCGGUGCUCCACUUUCGGGAGAUGAGCAAGACGUGCCCGCCGGACUCGGUGACUUACAACACGAUGAUCAACGGGCUCAGCAAGUCGGACAGGCUAGAUGAUGCUAUCCGGCUCCUGGAAGAGAUGGUGGACAAUGGCUUCGCUCCAAACGUUUUCAGCUACAACACCGUGCUGCAUGGUUUCUGCAAGGCCAACCGUGUGGAGAAUGCUCUCUGGCUGCUGGAGCAAAUGGUGACGAGGGGAUGUCCUCCGGACGUCGUGAGCUACACCACAGUGAUCAAUGGUUUGUGCAAGUUGGAUCAAGUUGAUGAGGCUUGCCGGGUGAUGGACAAGAUGAUCCAAAGAGGAUGCCAGCCAAACGUGAUAACUUACGGGACGCUGGUGGACGGUUUCUGCCGAGUUGGAGACUUGGAUGGUGCCGUGGAGCUCGUCCGGAAGAUGACGGAGAGAGGAUACAGGCCGAAUGCCAUCACUUACAACAACAUAAUGCACGUCUUCUGCCGGAGGAACGACAUGGAGCGAGCUCACCAAGUCUUGCAGAUGAUGAUCCAAACCGGCUGUCCUCCCGAUGCAAUCAACUACAGCACGAUCAUUUCCGGGUUCUGCAAGGCUGGAAAGCUACGCGAGGCACACGACCUUUUGGAGCAGAUGAUUCGACGUGGAUGUAGGCCGGAUGUUGCCUGUCUCAGCACUCUCAUCGACGCGCUUUGCAAGGCAGCAGCGAUCGACUCGGCGCAGGAGCUUUUGCGUAUGAGCAUCGGCAUGGACUGUGCUCCAGACGUGGUGGCCUACAGCAUCUUGAUCCACGCACUGUGCAAGGCUAAGAGGCUGCCAGAGGCUGAAAGCUGGCUGGACGUUAUGGUGAAGAACCGGUGCUACCCCGACGUGGUGACUUACAACAGUGUCGUGGAUGGUCUCUGCAAGUCCAGGCGGAUUAACGAUGCCUUUCUUCUGUUCGAUCGGAUGAGAGCAGCAGGCGUGAUGCCAGACGUGGUGACUUACAGCAUCGUCAUUCACAGCUUUUGCAAGGACAAUAACCUCGACUCGGCCUUUAAGAUGCUGGAGCGGAUGAAAGAGGCGAAGUGUGUUCCGGACGUGGUCACGUACAGUGCUCUCAUCAAUGGUUUGUGCAAGGCCGGGACAGUUGACAAAGCUUUUGACGUUUUCCAGGAGAUGCUGGGAUGCGGCUGUGCUCCCAAUCUGGUGACUUACAACACGCUCAUCGAUGGCCUCUGCAAAAUCAACAAAGUCGAGCAAGCAGCUGAGAUGCUGGAGAUCAUGAGGAAGCAAAGCUGUACACCGGAUUCUAUCACUUACACUUGUCUUAUCAACGGCCUCUGCAAUGCAUCUCGUUUGGAGGAAGCCUGGCGAGUUCUCAGGGAGAUGAAGGACAAAGGUUGUCUACCGGAUAGGAUGACUUACGGCACGCUUCUAAGAGCUCUGCAGAAGACCAACAAUCUGGAGCUAGUGGAGCAACUUCUGAAAGAAAUGGAGGCGACAGAAGAGGGGAAAAUGACUUCAAAUUUCGGCAAGGUUGAUGACAUUCUUAUUGGAAAAGAUACUGGUUAUUUAUUCAAGGGACAGUGGAACGCUAACGGAGCCAGACUGCACCGAUUUGUUAUAAGAGGUGAUGUGUUGAUGAUGGCUAUGGCGGUUCCUAUGGCCGCCUUGACGAGCCAAACUCGAGUUCUAGAUUCCAAAGACCAGCAGGGCCAAUUUUCUCCUAGGCCUCACCAGUACAGAGUAACAGCAGUAGCGACGCAAGGUGGUUUUCAUCACAAGAUUGUAAGGAUACUCAACAGCAGGUUUGCUUGGGAGUACGCAGAGACGGCACUGGAGAGAUUCACAGGGAAGCUGACGACGACAGUAGUCGGGAAGGUUUUACAGGGCGUUCGGAAUGGCGAUGCUGCCUUGGGAUUCUUCGACUGGGCUACUUCUCAAGAAGGAUACAACCACGACACCUAUACGUGCAACUGCUUGCUGCAAGCGCUCUUGAGGCUCAAGCGACCCAAGGAUGCGCUACAGGUGUACAGGAACAAGCUCUGCUGCUCGCCCAACAUGUUCACUUUUACCAUUUUGAUCCACGGGCUUUGCAGAGCUGGAGAUAUCGGGACUGCUUACGAGCUCCUCAAAGAGAUGCCCAGGCAUGGCGUUCCACAAAACGUUAUCCUCCACAACGUCGUGAUCAAGGGGCUGUGCAGUGCCAGAAAGCUUGACAGUGCUUUGGAGCUGUUCAAAGAGAUGGAAGAAUCGGGGAGCUGCCCGCCGGACGUGUUCACUUACAGCACAAUCGUGGACUCGCUCGUGAAGUCUGGGAAAGUGGACGAUGCUUGCCGGCUUGUGGAAGACAUGGUUUCGAAAGGAUGCUCUCCAAACGUUGUUACUUACAGCUCGCUGCUUCACGGGCUCUGCAAGGCCGGGAAGCUCGACGAAGCGACGGCUCUCUUGCAGAGAAUGACUAGAAGUGGCUGCUCUCCCAACAUCGUCACUUACAACACGAUAAUCGACGGUCACUGCAAGCUAGGAAGGAUUGACGAGGCGUAUCACCUCUUGGAAGAGAUGGUGGACGGCGGCUGCCAGCCAAACGUUGUCACUUACACGGUUCUUCUCGACGCAUUUUGCAAGUGUGGCAAGGCUGAGGAUGCCAUCGGCCUGGUGGAGGUGAUGGUGGAGAAAGGAUACGUGCCAAAUCUCUUCACUUACAACUCUCUACUGGACAUGUUUUGCAAGAAGGACGAAGUAGAGAGAGCCUGUCAACUUCUAAGCUCGAUGAUCCAGAAGGGCUGUGUUCCAAACGUGGUGAGCUACAACACAGUCAUAGCAGGGCUUUGCAAGGCAACCAAGGUACACGAAGGCGUUCUUCUCCUCGAACAGAUGCUUAGCAACAACUGCGUGCCAGACAUCGUCACAUUCAACACCAUCAUCGAUGCUAUGUGCAAGACAUACAGGGUCGACAUAGCUUACGAGCUCUUCAACUUGAUUCAGGAGAGCGGCUGCACGCCAAACUUAGUGACUUACAACUCGCUGGUUCACGGGCUUUGCAAGAGCAGGAGGUUCGACCAGGCCGAAUACCUCCUCCGAGAGAUGACGAGGAAGCAGGGAUGCUCACCGGAUAUUAUCACUUACAACACGGUCAUCGAUGGUUUGUGCAAAUCCAAGCGUGUGGAUCGGGCCUACAAGCUGUUUCUCCAGAUGCUCAGUGACGGUCUAGCUCCGGACGAUGUCACCUACAGCAUCGUCAUCUCCAGCCUCUGCAAGUGGCGCUUCAUGGACGAAGCAAACAACGUCCUGGAGCUCAUGCUCAAGAAUGGAUUCGAUCCAGGCGCGAUAACUUACGGGACGCUCAUCGAUGGCUUCUGCAAGACUGGAAACCUGGACAAGGCCUUGGAGAUCCUCCAGCUCCUGCUCAGCAAAGGCUCGUAUCCGGACGUGGUGACUUUCAGCAUCUUCAUCGACUGGCUGUCCAAGCGUGGAAGGCUUCGCCAAGCUGGUGAAUUGCUGGAGACAAUGCUGAGAGCUGGACUGGUUCCCGACACUGUCACGUACAACACACUGCUCAAGGGGUUUUGCGAUGCGUCUCUGACAGAAGACGCAGUCGACUUGUUUGAGGUGAUGAGACAGUGUGGUUGCGAGCCCGACAACGCAACGUACACCACCCUGGUCGGCCACCUUGUCGACAAAAAGAGCUACAAGGAUCUGCUAGCAGAGGUUUCGAAGUCGAUGGUGGACACCGGGUUUAAGCUCAACCACGAGCUCAGCUCCAAGCUCGAGGCUUCCGUGAGCGCGAGCUGACUGAGAUGAGUAUCA